UCGUGCUGAAAUGUAGAGCUUUCCCCUUCCUCCUUUGCCUCCCCUCCACUCCUCCUCCUUCUCCGCUUCGCCUCCUCGCUCCUCCCAUCGCCCCUUUCCCCUCAUUCCCCCUCUCUUCCCUUCUCCUCUCCUCCCAUCGCCUCCGCCAUCCCAAUCCAAUUACCAUCCUCCCUCGGCUCGAAACCGCAGCGAGGGAUCGAGGAAGUUUCAUUGCGGUUUGCUUCAACUUCUUCAUUUUUUUUUCCCUUUCGGGGGUAUUUUGGGCAUCAACAUGAGCAGCGGCAAUGGCAAUGGUGUUGGGCACGCAUCGCCUCGCCGAGCUCUGUUCCGCCCUCGCGACGUCGCGUUUCGGAAGGCGCCGAUCGGGAGCUCGUUCCUGGGGAAGAGUACGUGUGCCACUCCUCUCUGCGUAGGGAAGAAGAAGGGAAGAAGAGCGGUGAAGGCGAGCAUGAGGGCGGUCUUCUGCAACCCUCGCGGCGUAGCGGCGGGCCUUUCUUCUUCAAAGCUUGCAAAAAAUUUCAAGCUGGACACGCAUUCUGAAUUGGAGGUCACUGUUCAUGAUUGCACAUCAAGUUCUCCUAUACAAAUUGAAUUUAAAGUAAGCAAUACGAAUGGUUCCUUGGUGCUACAUUGGGGUGUAAUUCAUCAGGGAAGAAAUGAUUGGUCACUUCCUUCUUGUCAUCCGGAAAGAACACAAUUAUACAAUAAUGAAGCUCUUAGGACAGGUUUCACAAAAUUGGGUUCUAUCUCUUCACUGAAACUAGAGAUUGAGGAUCCUGAAGUCCAAUUUGUUGAGUUUCUCAUACUUGAUGAGACAGCAAACAAAUGGAUAAAAAAUAAUGGUCAAAAUUUCCGAGUUCAAUUGUUGGAACAAGACUAUCUAAUUCAACAUGUUCCAAUCUCUAUAAAUCAAAAUGUUGCAGUACCAGCAGACCUUGUUCAGGUUCAAGCCUAUCUUAGGUGGGAUAGAAAGGGUAGGCAGACAUAUACACCUGAGCAAGAAAAGAUCGAGUUUGAGGAAGCAAGACGAGAGCUUCAACUUGAGUUGGAUAAAGGAACUUCUCUGGAUCAACUACGAGAAAAUCUCUUGAAGAGGGAUACAUCAAAAAAAUCUUCACAGCAACUAGAGGCAGAAAAUUAUUCCAGAAAUGAAAGAAUUCAUCGGAACAAAAUGGGCAUAACAGAAAUUUUGAAUAAAAAUGUUGCAGAAAUUCUAAAGGAAAAGACCACUCAAAUAUCCAAGGUUCCAACAGUGUUAGAACUCUGGUGUAAGUCUAUACAGGAGCAGGAGGGUGAAUUAGUUCUAAAUCAGAAAGUAUAUAAGCUGGACAAUAUGGAUCUUCGGGUACUAGCAAUUGAAUCUCUUGGCAGGAAAAAAGUUUAUUUGGCUACAGAUCAUAGUGAACCACUUAUUCUUCACUGGGGACUAUCAAGGAAAGCAGGAGAGUGGAUGAUACCCCCUUCAAGUGCAAUGCCUUCAGAUUCAGUAUUGCUAGAAAAGUCUUGUGAAACCCCUUUUACCAAGGCUCUCAUAGAAGAUCAGUUUUAUCAGGCCAUUCAAGUAGAGAUUGAUGGGGAUGACCAUAUUGGAAUGCCAUUUGUUCUUCGAUCUGAUGACAAAUGGAUAAAGAAUCAUGGUUUUGAUUUUUACUUCGAGUUGGAUAUUAGAAGUGUUGAGAGUAGCGAGGUAGUUGGUGAUGGAAAAGGCACAGCAAAAUCAUUGCUUGACAGGAUUAUAGACCUUGAGGCUGAAGCCCAGAGAUCUCUUAUGCACAGAUUUAAUAUUGCUGCUGAUCUCACAGAGGAAGCUAGAGAUGUUGGGUUACUAGGGUUUGCAGGUAUUCUUGUUUGGCUGAGAUUUAUGGCAAUGCGACAGCUCAUUUGGAACAAGAACUACAAUGUCAAGCCACGUGAGAUUAGUCAAGCUCAAGACAGGCUAACAGAUCUUCUUCAGAACAUUUACAAAGACUCUCCCCAAUAUAGAGAGAUCUUGCGGAUGAUCAUGUCUUGUAUUGGUCGGGGUGGUGAAGGUGAUUUUGGCCAACGCAUCCGAGAUGAAAUAUUAGUUAUCCAGAGAAACAAUGCCUGUGAGGGAGGAAUGGUGGAGGAAUGGCAUCAGAAGUUACAUAACAACACUAGCCCUGAUGAUGUAGUGAUAUGUCAGGCACUUAUUGAUUAUAUUAAAAGUGAUCUUGAUAUCAGUGUUUACUGGGGCACUUUGAAUAAAAAUGGAAUAACUAAGGAACGGUUACUGAGCUAUGACCAUGCUAUUCAUUCUGAACCAAGUUUCAGGGAUAACCAGAAGGAGGGUCUUUUACGUGAUCUUGGAAACUACAUGAGGACUCUGAAGGCAGUUCACUCUGGUGCAGAUCUUGAGUCUGCUAUCACAACUUGUAUGGGUUACAAGGCUGAGGGCCAAGGCUUUAUGGUUGGUGUUGAGAAAAAUCCUAUAAGGGGCUUACCGUCUGGAUUUUCUGGUCUAAUGGAAUUCAUUCUAAAACAUGUUGAAGAUAAGGUGGUGGAGCCUUUGAUUGAGGGGUUGCUGGAGGCACGAGUUCAACUGAGACCAUUGCUUCUCAAUGCCCACGAGCGCAUGAAGGAUCUUAUCUUUUUGGAUAUUGCCCUUGAUUCUACUGUCAGGACAGUUAUCGAGAGAAGUUAUGAAGAACUAAAAAAUGCUGGGCCACAGAAAAUUAUUUACCUCAUUUCCCUGAUUCUUGAGAAUCUCGCAUUGUCUACAGAUGAUAAUGAAGAUCUCAUAUAUUGCUUGAAGGGAUGGAACCAUGCAAUGGAAUUGACAAAGCAAAAGGACAAUCAAUGGGCACUAUUUUCAAAGUCAUUUCUUGACAGAACCCGACUUUCUCUAUCGAGCAAGGCAGAAUAUUACCAUCAAAUUUUGCAACCUUCAGCUGAAUAUCUUGGAUCAUUUCUUGGUGUUGAUCAAUGGGCGGUAAGCAUAUUUACAGAAGAAAUUAUUCGAGCUGGUUCAGCAGCUUCUUUAUCUACACUUGUUAAUCGAUUUGAUCCUAUUCUUCGGACAGAGGCACAUUUGGGAAGUUGGCAGGUCAUAAGCCCUGUUGAAGUUGCUGGAUAUGUUGAAGUUGUAGAUGCAUUGCUUGCAGUUCAGAAUAAAUCUUAUACACGACCAACAAUUUUGGUUGCGAAAAGUGUGAAGGGAGAGGAGGAAAUACCUGAUGGCACAGUUGCUGUUUUGACACCUGAUAUGCCUGAUGUUUUGUCUCAUGUCUCCGUGCGAGCUAGAAAUAGCAAGGUAUGCUUUGCUACAUGCUUUGAUGCCGAUAUCUUCUCUGAGUUACAACGUAAUGAAGGAAAGCUCUUUGGUCUAAAGCCCACAUCUGGUGACAUCGUAUAUAGUGAGAUGGAGAAGAGUGAGCUUGAAGAUAUGAGUACAGAUGAACAAUCAUCGUCGUCGGUAACAUUGGUUAAGAAACACUUCAGUGGCAAAUAUGCCAUAUCAGCAGAAGAAUUUACUAGUGAAAUGGUUGGAGCUAAAUCUAGAAACAUAGCAUUUCUAAAAGGAAAGGUGCCUUCUUGGGUGGGGAUCCCCACAUCGGUUGCUCUUCCAUUCGGAGUCUUUGAAAAAGUUCUUUCAAAUGAUGCAAACAAGGAAAUUGUCAGUAAGCUACAGUUCUUGAAAGAUAAGUUAGUUGGAGGAGAAUUUGAUGUGCUUAUCGACAUAAGGGAGACGAUCUUGCAACUAGAAGCUCCUAUUGAAUUGGUACAAGAGCUAAAGGAGAAAAUGCUGGCAUCAGGAAUGCCAUGGCCCGGUGAUGAAGGCGAGCAUCGGUGGGAGCUUGCUUGGAUGGCAAUAAAAAGAGUUUGGGCUUCAAAAUGGAAUGAAAGGGCAUAUUUCAGCACAAGGAAAGUGAAGUUGGAUCAUGAUUUGUUGUGUAUGGCUGUCUUGGUUCAGCAAGUCAUUAGUGCUGAUUAUGCAUUUGUCAUCCAUACUACAAACCCGUCAUCCGGCGACUCGUCUGAAAUUUACGCAGAGGUAGUCAAGGGACUCGGAGAAACUCUUGUCGGAGCCUAUCCAGGUCGCGCAUUGAGCUUCGUCUGUAAGAAGAACAAUCUCAACUCUCCGAAGGUCCUUGGUUACCCAAGCAAGCCAACUGGUCUCUUCAUCAGAAGUUCAAUUAUCUUCAGAUCUGAUUCUAAUGGAGAAGACUUAGAAGGUUAUGCAGGAGCUGGUCUCUAUGACAGUGUGCCGAUGGAUGAGGAAGAGAAAGUGAUACUGGACUAUGUAGCUGAUCCAUUAGUAAUGGAUAAGAACUUUCGAAAUUCACUGCUUUCGAGUAUCGCACAGGCAGGUCAUGCCAUUGAGGAGCUCUAUGGAUCGCCGCAGGACAUUGAAGGUGUCGUCAAGGAUGGGGAGAUCUUCGUUGUCCAGACAAGACCACAGAUGUGAUUCUUUUAGUCCCCCAAACAAAGUUAACUAGUAGAUUAUGAUUCUAUUUCUCAAAUUGUACACCAUAAUUUUGAGUUUGAAAGGUCUCAUUUUUGUUGCCGAGAGUUCAUGGACUGUAUCCUAAGAAUUGGCACUGAGAAUUAAUAAAGAAUAUUUAUUCA
Zingiber officinale is the source of this 4587-nucleotide messenger RNA. RefSeq names its product alpha-glucan water dikinase 1, chloroplastic-like. The coding region runs from base 272 to 4426 and encodes 1384 amino acids. The record is from RefSeq and is a predicted model, not a curated record. Gene Ontology annotation, molecular function: ATP binding; kinase activity. NCBI's taxonomy places the organism in Eukaryota, Viridiplantae, Streptophyta, Magnoliopsida, Zingiberales, Zingiberaceae. Gene Ontology annotation, biological process: phosphorylation. The transcript is spliced from 32 exons.